Molecule: messenger RNA, 3192 nt
Organism: Emys orbicularis (European pond turtle)
Lineage: Eukaryota; Metazoa; Chordata; Testudines; Emydidae
Gene: CCSER2
Product: coiled-coil serine rich protein 2
Exons: 9
Coding region: 1-3192 (1063 amino acids)
Biological process (GO): microtubule bundle formation
Cellular component (GO): microtubule cytoskeleton
Molecular function (GO): microtubule binding
Source: RefSeq, a predicted model, not a curated record
AUGGAAGAAAAAAAUCAUAUCCGAACAUCCUUGGUUUCCAAGUUACCGAAGUAUGGAACAAAAUCUUUAGGGAGCACCCUACAGCCAAUGUCAAAUAGGACAACUGUUCCCUUGUCAGGGAAUUCUCAUAGCAGCAGUGGCAAAAAUUGCAGCAAGCACAAUGGCACUGUUCAUAUGUCUUCCUUUGCUUUUAGCUGGCAAAAAUCAAAUAAAUAUCAACUUGGUGAUCAAAGUGGUGGUGAGUCUAACUCUGCCCAGAAUUCCAAUGAAAAACUAAUUGAUUCUGAGAAGUAUUCUCCCUCUCAAGGAGGAUUUGGUAAAGAUGUGCUCAGGGUGGGCUUGAACAGCACUUCUUCAGUAGCAUCAAAAACAGCAAAGCAAGUCAACAUGUUUGUGUCCUCUACCGAAGAAUUAAACCAAAAGUCUUUGCCUGGACUGUCUAGUUCAGCGAAAUUCACCAAAGGUACGUUAUUUGGCAGGACUUCAUAUUCUGGACUCAGUGCUCCAAAAUCACAUUUAAAUGGAUUUUAUGGAAAUAGGCCAUCUGUAGACUUGCAGAGGUGUAGAAUUAACUCCAAUGCCACCAGGACCAGUUCAGGAGAGAGUUUGGCACAAUCCACAGACAAUGCUAAAUCUUUGUCCUGUGAAAAAAUGGUUAGAUCACAAAGCUUUUCACAUUCCAUUCAGAAUUCUUUCCUACCCGCUGCAUCCUUAACCAGAUCACAUUCCUUUAAUAAAGCUGUAGAUCUUACAAGGCCUUAUCAAAAACAACAUCUGGCUAUUCGAGCAUCUCAGAGGUCGACUCUGUUGUCAAGAAAUGCCCAACAGUUGGAUGCACCCAGUGGAAAUGAACCUUUAAGAUAUGGAUUUACCAGGCCAUACACUGCUAUAUCAACCUCUGGUUUAAGAAAGCCACCGCUCUCAAAUGGAUCCGGAGUAUCACCCUCUUUGGGGUAUGGAAUGAGUCGUCCUUCUUUACUGAAACCUACCAGACAGCAGUUUACUGGAAAGAUCAUUGUGGAUAACAGCAAAAGUACAAGUACUGACAUGUGCAUAGUGAAGGUCUCUGAGAUUACGGUAAAUGUCAAUGGAGCCAUUGAGAAAAAAGACCUAGAAAAUGACAGUCAAAGAACAGAAUGUGGUGAAGCCCUUCAUGACAGUCUGGGGAAGCAUGGCUCUAAAGUCAUAUGCAUGAAUGACGAUGUGGAUGAAAUAUCCAUAUCUUCCUUGUCCUCUUCUGAGAAGAAUGACCUGAGUGAAGACUUUAGCGAUGACUUUAUAGAUCUAGAAGAUUCAAAUAGAACAAUACAAGUGAAGCAAGAAGUCCCUAUUGAAGAGUUAGGGCAUGGAGGUGCAACACCAGUAGAUCCAGUCACUUCUCUCAAGGAAAGUGAAAGUCCUCAUUGUAACACCGAUGAAUGGCUAGAUAUAGAUGUUUCUGCAGUAGAUGCCAAGAAUGAAAGCACAAAGCAUACUAUUGGGAACAACUUGAUUUCUCCGGACAUGGACUACAGAGCUGGCUCCUCUUUUGAACUUUCUCCAUCUGAUAGUUCCGAUGGAACAUAUAUGUGGGACGAAGAAGGGUUGGAGCCCAUUGGGAGUGUCCAUCCAUGUGGAAGCUAUGAGUCUUCAGAAAUGAACAGCAUAGAUAUCUUGAAUAACCUUGAUUCGUGUGAUCUCGAAGAUGAUGAUCUCAUGCUUGAUGUGGACCUACCUGAGGACACACCUUGUGACAAUGUGGAGUGUGAAAAUAUGAAUCGUUAUGAUAGACAAGACAGAAAUACGCGACAGCAGCAGGAUGGAUUCUGGAAGAGGACACCGCAGCGUUGGAGUGCACAAGACCACUAUCACUUGGGCCAUGCAGGCCACUUUCCACAUGGUAAAAAUGACCUGAGCAGAGGCUCCAGCCACUUAGAGCCUCCUAUUGGUCACUUUGAAGGCUAUGGAGCACCAAACAUCUACCAGACUCCUAGACAGUUGGUGGGCUUACGGGAGAACACAGUGAUGCUUGAUGAAAUGACUCUUCGGCAUAUGGUUCAAGACUGCACAGCUGUAAAAACUCAGUUACUAAAACUGAAAAGAUUACUGCACCAGAAUGAUGAGAAUGUCUGUCUUCAGGACAUCCCACUCUCAAUACCAUCAAGCCCAGAACCACAGGAUGUUGAGCCUAUAUAUAAGACUGAAGAUCUGCUAAAUGAGAUCAGGCAGCUUAAAGAAGAUCUGAAGAAAAAAGAUGAAACAAUCAAACGAUUAGAGCACCAGCUUGCCACUAGGUGUAACUGUCACAAAGAUGGCCAAAAACCUAAAGGGACGAUGUGCACAUAUGCUGACAAAUUCACACAAACCUCCUGCAGGAGAAGUUCUCCUCAAGUACUACAGCCUUCCAGCAGCCUUCCCAGUUCCACAGACCUCGCCCAGGGAAAAUUAAUAAAAACACCACAUAUCGAGGCCCCCAGUGAAUACCCUAAACAGGGCCUGCAUGAAAACGAUGAUCAUCACAAUCAAAAUGCUGCAAAUGGCUCUCACACAAAUAGCCUGAAUGAGUUGAACAUUUUACUGAGUAAACGUUUAAAUAUAAAGGACCUGAAUGAGAACGAACCUUUUGAGGAGAAUUUGAAGGUUAAAAAGAGUGCUAAAGAACCUGGAGAGCUGGCUAGUAAUGAAGAUAGUACACUACAGUCUCUUCCCUCUUCUUGUCAGACACCCACCCAAAUGGAUGCUAGAGAUGUGCAGACUAAGUUAGCUGCGAAAAGUCAACCUUCAUCCCCAAACCAGGCUUCUCAGCCAAAGACUUUAAGAGCUUCAGAGCCCCCAAACCAGAAUGCUUUAGUGCCUCCUACAGUAGCCAAUACUGCAUCAUCCCCGAACUGCUCCACUGCUUCCAAGGCUGAGCUACCACCAAGUAGUGCAACACAGCUACAACCAACAUCUAGUCAGACACACCUAAAGAGUAAACCGAGUCAGAGGAUUUCUAAACUUCGCCCACCAACUAUUUCCUUUGUUAAAUCUAAACAAAUAAGCAGCCCAAUGCUUAUAUCUCCAGAACCUCAGAAUUCCCAUUCCAAGACUAACAUCCCAAGGCCGCUGGCACAAAGAAAGGAAAACGUGCAAAAUCAGAAUACCAGUUUGCGUUCUGGGGAUAGUUUGGUCUCUAAUCGGCAUUCCCGCCUCCCUAAACCAAAGACACAUUAA